This is a messenger RNA of Lasiosphaeria miniovina, 1050 nucleotides long. RefSeq lists its product as uncharacterized. The coding region runs from base 1 to 1050 and encodes 349 amino acids. The record is from RefSeq and is a predicted model, not a curated record. Lineage: Eukaryota; Fungi; Ascomycota; Sordariomycetes; Sordariales; Lasiosphaeriaceae. The transcript has 4 exons.
AUGCGCUGGACUGGGCUCCUCACGCUGGUGUUCGCGGCGCCGAGUAUCGCCGUGGUUCGAUUCCAUUGCUCGCAGUUGGUGGUGCAGAGGGUCGACCCUCUGGUCGAGCCAGGCUCAAUCCCCUCGUCCCACGUCCAUCAGAUUGUUGGCGGCAACUCGUUCAACGCAAGCAUGGACCCCCAAAAAGACAUGCCGGCCGAGUCGACGUGCACUUCGUGCCAGUUCACCGAAGACUUCUCCAACUACUGGACCGCCAUCCUCUACUUCCGCGCGCAAAACGGCAGCUACAAGCGCGUCCACCAGCUCGGCAACAACCAGUUCGAGACGGCCAACGGCGGCCUGACCAUCUACUACAUGCAGGAUGCCAUCUACGACCAGGCGCAGAAGUCGAGGGUCACGGCGUUCAAGCCAGGGUUCCGCAUGUUCGUCGGCAACGUGUCGGCGCGGACGCUCGAAGACGCGGCGCGGUUCCGGCAGCUCACCUACGUCUGCAUGGAGACGUGGACGAUGCGGGCGCCCGAGACGAUGGGAUUCCCAACGCGCAAGUGCAAGGAGGGCAUCAUGACCUCAGUACGCUUCCCGACAUGCUGGGACGGCAAGAACCUCGACAGCCCGGACCACAUGGGCCACAUGAGCUACCCGGAGACGGGCACGUUCGAGAGCGGCGGGCCGUGCCCGGCGUCGCACCCGGUGCGCACGGCGCAGGUCAUGUACGAGGUGGUCUGGGACACCAAGCCCUUUAACACCCUCGACUGGCCCGCCGACGGCAGCAGCCCGUUCGUGUGGUCGUUUGGCGACGCCACGGGCUACGGCAACCACGGCGACUACGUGUUUGGUUGGAAGGGGGAUGCGCUGCAGCGCAUCCUCGACGUGCCCUGCACGUUCAGCACCAACUGCACCCGCGAGUCGCAGUCCAAGAUCCAGUCCAUUCCCAAUAUGAACCAGUGCACGCAGCAGCCCGUGGUGGGUGAGGACAUUGACGGAUGGCUCGACGCUCUGCCCGGCGGAUACCACGCUCAGUAUGCACCCGGAUCGGCGGGGAUGCGAUAG